CGCCCGAGAGAGAGAGAGAGAGACACACACACACACAGGGGCCAGGAGCGGCCAUGGACAAUCAGUGCACUGUGCAGGUUAAACUCGAACUAGGCCACCGAGCUCAGCUUCGGAAAAAGCCGACCCCUGAAGGCUUCACCCAUGACUGGAUGGUGUUCGUUCGAGGCCCAGAGCAAAGCGAGAUUCAGCACUUUGUGGAGAAGGUCGUUUUUCGUCUGCACGAGAGUUUCCCGAAACCCAAACGCGUUUGCAAAGAACCGUCUUAUAAAGUGGAGGAGUCUGGCUAUGCUGGGUUCAUCAUGCCCAUUGACGUGUACUUCAAGAACAAGGAAGAACCAAAGAAAGUCUGCUUCACAUACGACUUGUUUCUAAACCUGGAAGGGAAUCCUCCUGUGAAUCACCUGCGCUGUGAGAAGCUCACCUUCAACAACCCGACAAAGGAAUUUCGGCGGAAGCUUUUGAAGGCGGGAGGGAUCAUGGUGAUGCCCGAGGGAACAGACACCCCAUCCCGACCAAGCCCCGACUACCCCAUGUUGCCCACGAUUCCUCUGUCCGCGUUCUCCGACCCCAAAAAGAGUAAACCCUCUCACGGCUCAAAGGAUACGAACCGAGAGAGCAAGUCCUUGAAACUCCACAAGGUCACGAAGGAGCACAAGGAGAGGCCCGCCAAGGACCCGGAGAGCAAGACGCCGUUCAAAGAGUCCGAAAAGGAACACAGCAAAUCCUCUAAGGAUUCCUCCAGGAAGCCCACGGAGGCCAAGGUUCCCAAGGAGGAGAAGGCGACUGCCAAGGCCACUUCGAAAGAACCCAAACCUGCCUUCAAGGAGUCGAAACUGGACGGCACGUCCCCCAAAGGAGGGGGAGGGGCGAGCCUACAGCAGGAGACAAAACCCAGUGUUAAGAGACCCUCAAAUCUGGACUCGCUGAAGCCCAGUGCCAAAAAGCAAAAGAAAAGCACUUCGGAAACGUCCAAGUUUCCCGGCACGUCUCCCAGAAUCUCCUCCUCCUCCUCCUCGUACUCGGAGAAAAGGCAGGUGAAGGAGAAGGAAAAGGAAAAGGAAAAAGUGAACGUUAAGGUAGAGAAGGCCAAGGUGGAAAGCACUGUGAAAGAGGUGAAGAAAGCCGUGGAUUCAGACGACUGCAAUUCAGAAGAUGAGGUUUUGUCCAAAACCGAGUCGGUCCACACGAGUCCUUGCAAUUCAAGCUCCAGUUCUGACUCCAGCUCCGAUUCAGACUUCGCUCCGUCUCAGAACCACAGACAAGGGCCGCUGCGAUCCAUGGUGGAGGAGAUCCAGUCCGAGGGAUCUGACGACGACAGCAGCUCAGAGGAGGAAAGGCCGGUGAAGAACAGCACGGCUGGUCGGGAGAACAGGCUGAGUUUAAGCGACGACAGUGAAAGUGAAAGCAGUGAGAACUCCCACAUUCACACCCAGGACCAGACGUUGAUUCAGAAACACAUAACCUCCAGCAACAAGACAUCGGGGAGGAAAAGCCCUGAAAGCUGCGAUAAAACAGAAAAGUUUCUGAAAAAAGGAUUGCAAGAUAAGUCAUACACCGAGGAGCUGGUAGAUCUUCAUCGCAGGUUAAUGGCUUUGCGAGAACGCAACGUGUUGCAACAGAUUGUAAACCUUAUUGAAGAAACGGGACAUUUCAAUGUUACAAACACAACUUUUGACUUUGACCUCUUCUCGCUCGAUGAAACAACUGUCCGCAAACUACAGAGUUACCUGGAAGCCACGGCGACAUGACAAGACCUGGUCCUGCAAACGCAAGCUGUAGUUUGUUGACGUGGAAAAAAUAAAACCAUGGACUUCAAAUCCCUACACGGUGGAAGGUGCAGACAUUUGACGGUUCACUAGUGUUAUGAGACGAGAAACUGGAAUAUCACUUUGGGUGUUGAGCAUGGUGUCACGCCUGUUGGGAAUCGAGCUAAAAGGAAUCGAUGUGAUGUUAAGACGUUAAUCGGAAGCAUAAGUUAUGUCGCCUUUUUAUCAGUUGCUGAAAGCAUUGCCAUUGUUACGGGGGGGGAUUGUGGAGGGGAAGAGGGGGAGGGAGGGGAACGGGCGUUCAGAGUUCAGAACGAGUUGGGGGCGUUUAGGGGGUUGGUGGGGGUGGGGAGGGGAAAGCAAAUUGAGACUGACCUUUUCCUCUGAGGAGAGGUUCACUGUUUUCACGGCGUGAAACGAGGUGCGUUUUAAACGUUUUUUUUAAGACUGCUUUUUAAAAAGAGGGAAAAAGUGAGAGCGAAACUUAAGGAGAAAAAACAAUGUUUUUAAGAAAUGUUUUCCAAGGAUCGAGGGAUGGGGCGAGCGGGGUUUGGGGGCGGGUUGGGGAGAGCGAGAGAGAGAGAGAGAGAGAGCGCGAGAGAGAGAGAGAGAGAGAGAGGUGUUGGGGUGAAUGCUUUCCCUCCACACGCCCCCCCUCCCCUGCCCCCCGAUUGUGUUUUAGUUUAGGAACGUAUGUGAAAUUUUAACUCGAGAGAGAAUGUAUAUAUUGUGAAAAGAACAAAUGACAUACAACCCUGAUGUGAACAGAAGAAUUUUUGUGACCUUUUUUUUUUGCUAAUAAAACAGCCAACCAGACAAUUUUACUGCGGCUACUGGAAAUAAACACUCCCGUUUUGGAAGGAAAAUUAAAACCGGGCAAGUGACUUGAGAGAAGCACCACCCUUUCCACGUGCAGUCUCAGAAACCCGUAUCGACCGACUGCAUUGUAUAUUAUUCUAAAGAAUAUAUAUUUUUGAAUACUUUGAACACCCGAUUUUAUCUUUUAAGCCACUUCUAAAUGUGCACAUCAGGUAGCCUCUGCAAUAAGUAAUUUUGUGUAAAAGUAUUCUAAAUAUUCUAUGACGAGGUGGGUGCUUUUGAGUACGUAUGGUACGUACGUACACAGUCCCACCGCAGUGUGGAUGCAGGCACUUUGGUGGCGGUUACAGACUUUUAAUACUUCGCAUCUCUCUGUUGUAAGUUUCUUCUCAAAUCAAACCCUUUUCUUCAGAAACGGUUCUGUGAAAUGUGACUUGCAAUUAUAAAUGAACAAGAUGUUGUGUCAA
Molecule: messenger RNA, 3052 nt
Organism: Callorhinchus milii (elephant shark)
Lineage: Eukaryota; Metazoa; Chordata; Chondrichthyes; Chimaeriformes; Callorhinchidae
Product: MLLT1 super elongation complex subunit
Exons: 12
Coding region: 54-1748 (564 amino acids)
Biological process (GO): regulation of DNA-templated transcription
Cellular component (GO): super elongation complex
Source: RefSeq, a predicted model, not a curated record